Messenger RNA from Trypanosoma rangeli, 1986 nucleotides. Its product is annotated as Hsp70 subfamily B suppressor 1. Bases 1 to 1986 code for a protein of 661 amino acids. Gene Ontology annotation, molecular function: GTPase activity; translation elongation factor activity; GTP binding. The transcript has a single exon. Gene Ontology annotation, biological process: translational elongation; translation. Lineage: Eukaryota; Euglenozoa; Kinetoplastea; Trypanosomatida; Trypanosomatidae. The record is from RefSeq and is a predicted model, not a curated record.
AUGAAUCGUCACAAGAAGUUUUACUCCACGCUUAGGGAUAAAAUGUGCGGCGAUGAUUACGAUGACUAUUACGAGGAGGAAGAAGACAACUUCUACGACGAGGAGGACCUGCAAUAUAUUGUGCAGGCGGGCGCCAUCCCGGCACAACCUGUAAAAGUGUCUGCCACUGCGGGGUGCAGUGCUACUCAGGGGGCGUCAUCAAAAGAAGUGGAGUUGACUUCGGGUAAGGACUACAAUCUGUGCCCUGACGAUUUGGACUACUCGCUCAUCAUUACGUUGCUUACAGAGUUCAAGAGAAAGUGGGGAGAAUGCGCCUCGGUGCAGGCGCUUAAACUGGAUCCCGCUUUGUGCGACAUUGUCGACGCUUUUCGUGAACACAAUUAUGACGUUGACGAGGCUGUUGCAUAUAUGGUGAGUAAGCUGACGGAGGAGCAGUCGAGGGUGGGGACGCAAAACCUGCCGCAAUUGUCCUCACCUUUGCCUCACCCCGUAAAUGUCGGGGUUCCUGCUUCGACGACGACGUCGACAUCGACGGCUGGGCUGAAACCAGGCGGGCGCACCCUAAAACUUGGGAAAGGCAGCAAAAGUACAGACAAACCGACGAUCAAUGCAUCUGAGGGGGUCACAAAGACGAUGUCAACAAUGGCGAGUGGUGCACAUCGUACCGGUGGCAUCUCAAAACUUAAAAAAAAUAAGGUACAGGAGAUCAUGCCGGACCCAAACAAAAGAGAUUGUACGUUUGUCAUUGCAGGUCAUGUGGAUGCUGGAAAGAGUACAACGUUGGGGCAUCUACUUCUUUUGCUGGGGAGAGUGUCACAGUCAGAUGUAGACAGGAAUGAGAGGAGUGCUCGUCAACUGAAUAAGGAAUCCUUUAAAUAUGCCUGGUUGCUCGAUCAAUCCGAAGAAGAGCGUAGACGUGGUGUUACAAUUGAUUCUGGAUCUUAUUGCUUUGAAACAGAGCAUCGUCGGAUUAAUAUUUUGGAUGCCCCAGGUCACAAGGAUUAUGUUCUCAGUAUGAUUAGUAGCGCUACACAGGCGGAUGCGGCACUUCUCGUUGUAACGGUUGCCCCCUCUGAAUUUGAGGUUGGUUUGUCCCAUGGAACAAAAGAACAUCUUUUUAUUUUAAAGACGCUGAGUGUUGGUCGAUUGAUUGUUGCUGUGAAUAAGAUGGAUGCUGUGGACUAUAGUAAAGACCGAUAUGACCACGUCGUAUUGGAGUUGAAGCGUUUGCUGAAGCAGAUACGCUUCAAAGAGGAGGCUAUUGUUGGGUUUUGUCCUGUGAGUGGGAUGCGGGGGACUAACCUUCUCACUGUGGAUCACGCGGCAACCCCGUGGUACAAAGGGCCAUCCUUGGUGCAGUUAUUUGAUCAAUGCCCACUAGAAAACAGAUUGUUGGAUGCCCCCUUACGACUGAGCCUGCAAGACGUGCAAGGAGCACGACUCUUUUGUAAAGUGGAGAGUGGACGACUUUCAAAGGCGUCCAAGGUUCUUUUAUUGCCAGCAGACGUCACGGUACACGUAAAAACUAUAGUAAGGCCUACGACAGGUGAAUUAGUAACUGCCGCUUUCGCGGGUGAUGCGGUGGAACUUGACACAGACUCCUCACUUGUGGGGUUAUUCCCUGGCUGUGUUGGUUGCCUCCCCACUGCCUCUAUUCGCUGCUCUACAGACUUUGAGGCUCGGGUGCAGACCUUUGCCACGCUACAAAGUUCUAUUCUUCCUGGGACAUCCUUUACAAUGGUGGUUCAUGCCCUUACGGUGCCGGUGAAGGUGUUAGCACUGGUGUCGAAAAUGGAUUGUCGGGGAAACUGGUCAAAGGGCAUGGUGAAGUGUAUCCCAAAGGCCACGCAGGCGAUCAUUGUUUUUCGCGCAGCGUCCAAAAUUGCCUUGGAGCCCGCCGAGGCAUGCCGCGCUCUUGGACGUUUUCUUCUGCAGCAAGAUGGCAACACAGUGGCAGGGGGUCUAGUGGAGAAGAUGAUGCUGUAA